AUGGAAUUCUGUGAGACUCCCCACAUUCUGUGCUCAGGCUACCAGACAGACAUGCACAGUGUAUCUCAGCAUGGCUACCAGUUAGAGAUGGGCUCUGAUGUGGAUACAGAGACAGAAGGUGGCACCUCUCCUGACCAUGCCUUGAGGAUGUGGAUGAGGGGAAUGAAAUCAGAACACAGUUCGUGUCUAUCAAGUCGGGCUAACUCCGCAUUGUCCUUGACUGACACAGACCACGAAAGGAAGUCUGAUGGAGAGACUGUAUUUGAGGUGAAACCCAGGUCUUGUUCACUCAAAGCUCAAGCUCUCUCCACUUCAGACAUGCCAAACAGCCCACACAACCAGUUCACCUUCAGACCCCUCCCGCCACCACCUCCACCUCCUCAUGCGUGCACAUGUGCCAGGAAGCCGCCCCCCACUGCGGACUCUCUCCAGAGGAGGUCAAUGACUACUCGAAGCCAGCCCAGUCCAGCAGCACCGACUCCUCCAACCAGUACCCAGGAUUCUGUGCAUCUGCAUAACAGCUGGGUCUUGAAUAGUAACAUACCGUUGGAGACAAGGCAUUUCCUAUUUAAGCAUGGAUCUGGCUCUUCAGCUAUCUUCAGUGCAGCCAGUCAGAAUUACCCUUUAACAUCCAAUACGGUUUACUCUCCACCUCCGAGGCCACUUCCCAGAAGCACAUUUUCUAGGCCUGCCUUCACUUUUAACAAGCCUUACAGGUGCUGCAACUGGAAGUGCACAGCCUUGAGCGCCACUGCCAUCACCGUGACCCUGGCUCUGCUGCUGGCCUAUGUGAUUGCAGUACAUCUGUUUGGCCUGACUUGGCAAUUGCAGCCAGUUGAAGGACAGCUCUACGAAAAUGGAGUUAGCAAGGGAAACCGAGGGACUGAAUCAAUGGAUGCUACCUACCCACCAAUCGGGGGAAAGGUUUCUGAUAAAACAGAGAAAAAAGUGUUUCAGAAGGGACGAGCUAUAGACACAGGAGAAGUUGACAUUGGAGCACAAGUCAUGCAGACCAUCCCACCUGGCUUAUUCUGGCGUUUUCAGAUCAUGAUUCAUCACCCAAUCUAUCUGAAAUUUAACAUUUCUUUAGCCAAGGACUCGUUGUUGGGAAUUUAUGGAAGAAGAAACAUUCCACCUACCCAUACCCAGUUUGAUUUUGUAAAGCUGAUGGAUGGAAAACAGCUCCAGAAACAGGAUCCCAAGAACUCUGAGGAUUCACAGCAUAGUCCAAGGAACCUGAUCUUGACCUCCCUGCAGGAGACAGGUUUCAUCGAGUACAUGGAUCAAGGGGCUUGGUACCUGGCAUUCUACAAUGAUGGAAAAAAGAUGGAGCAAGUGUUUGUACUAACUACAGCAAUUGAAAUAAUGGAUGACUGCUCUACAAAUUGCAAUGGAAAUGGGGAGUGUAUCUCUGGCCACUGUCACUGUUUCCCAGGAUUCCUUGGCCCUGACUGCGCAAGAGAUUCAUGCCCUGUGCUAUGUGGUGGAAAUGGAGAGUACGAGAAAGGACACUGUGUCUGUCGGAAUGGCUGGAAAGGGCCAGAGUGUGAUGUUCCUGAGGAACAAUGCAUUGACCCAACCUGCUUUGGCCAUGGCACCUGCAUCAUGGGAGUUUGCAUCUGCAUGCCAGGAUACAAAGGCGAAGUCUGCGAAGAAGAGGACUGCCUGGAUCCAAUGUGUUCCAGUCAUGGCAUCUGUGUCAAAGGAGAAUGUCACUGCUCCACCGGCUGGGGAGGAGUCAACUGUGAAACUCCUCUUCCUGUAUGUCAAGAGCAAUGUUCAGGACAUGGAACUUUCCUUUUGGAUGCUGGAGUCUGCAGCUGUGAACCCAAGUGGACAGGAUCCGACUGCUCCACAGAGCUGUGCACCAUGGAUUGUGGUAGCCAUGGAGUCUGUUCCAGGGGAAUUUGCCAGUGCGAAGAAGGCUGGGUAGGACCCACCUGUGAAGAGCGUACCUGCCCUGCUCACUGUGCUGAGCAUGGGCACUGCAGAGAUGGAAAGUGUGAGUGCAGCCCAGGAUGGGAAGGAGACCACUGUACUAUUGCUCACUACUUAGAUGCUGUCCGAGAUGGUUGCCCAGGGCUGUGCUUUGGAAAUGGGAGAUGUACCCUGGAUCAGAAUGGUUGGCACUGCGUAUGCCAGGUGGGCUGGAGUGGUUCAGGAUGCAACAUUGUCAUGGAGAUGGUUUGUGGAGACAGCCUGGACAAUGAUGGAGAUGGUUUGACAGACUGUGUGGACCCUGACUGCUGCCAACAAAGCAACUGCUACAUCACCCCUCUCUGCCAGGGCUCUCCAGACCCCUUGGACCUCAUUCAGCAGAGCCAGCCCCUGCUCUCCCAGCAUCCUCCACGACUCUUCUAUGACCGAAUCAAAUUUCUCAUUGGCAAAGACAGCACUCAUGUCAUUCCUGGAGAAGUCUCAUUCGACAGCAGACGUGCCUGUGUGAUUCGAGGCCAGGUUGUGGCUGUGGAUGGGACACCUCUAGUUGGGGUGAACGUCAGCUUCUUAGGCCACAGCGAUUACGGAUAUACUAUCAGCCGACAAGAUGGAAGCUUUGAUCUUGUGGCCAUUGGAGGGAUUUCAGUCACGUUGGUCUUUGACCGAUCACCAUUCUUGUCUGAGAAAAGGACCCUCUGGUUGCCUUGGAACCAAUUUAUCGUAGUGGAGAAAGUGACCAUGCAGAGAGCUACUGCCCCUUCUCCAACCUGUGACAUCUCUGGCUUAAUGAGCCCAAACCCAAUUGUGCUCCCUUCUCCCCUCACAUCAUUUGGAGGGUCCUGCCCUGAGAGGGGGACUGUUGUUCCAGAGCUCCAGGUUGUACAGGAGGAGAUCCCCAUCCCGUCCAGCUUUGUGAAGCUGAGUUACCUGAGCAGCCGAACCCCAGGCUACAAAACCCUGCUCCGAAUUCUUCUGACCCACUCAGCUAUCCCCAUGGGGAUGAUCAGGGUGCACCUCACUGUGGCUGUGGAAGGUCGUCUGAUGCAGAAGUGGUUUCCUGCUGCAGCCAAUCUUGUCUAUACAUUUGCCUGGAACAAAACCGACAUCUAUGGGCAGAAGGUUUCAGGCCUGACAGAGGCAAUAGUAUCUGUGGGAUAUGAGUAUGAAAUGUGUCCCGACUUUAUUCUCUGGGAGAAAAGGACCGUCGUUUUACAAGGGUUUGAGAUGGAUGCUUCAAAUCUCGGAGGCUGGUCCUUGAAUAAGCAUCAUGUUUUGAACCCCCAAAGUGGAAUUGUGCAUAAAGGGAAUGGAGAAAACAUGUUCAUUUCCCAGCAGCCUCCAGUCAUCGCAACCAUCAUGGGAAAUGGGCACCAGAGAAGUGUUGCCUGCACCAGUUGCAAUGGCCUAGCCCACAACAAUAAACUUUUUGCUCCAGUUGCCUUAGCAUCUGGCCCUGAUGGCAGUGUUUAUAUUGGGGACUUCAAUUUUGUAAGGAGAAUAUUUCCAUCAGGAAAUUCCAUCAGUAUUUUGGAAUUAAGAAACAGAGAUACCAGACACAGCACAAGUCCUGCUCACAAGUACUAUCUAGCUGUGGACCCAGUAUCUGAAGCCCUUUACCUAUCAGACACAAAUACGAGAAGAGUCUACAGGUUGAGAUCUCUUGGAGAAACCAAAGAUCUGGCGAAAAAUUUUGACAUAGUGGCGGGAACAGGCGAUCAGUGCCUUCCCUUUGACCAGAGUCACUGUGGAGAUGGAGGGAGAGCAUCAGAAGCUUCACUCAACAGCCCCAGAGGUAUCACAGUUGAUAGGAAUGGUUUCAUUUACUUUGUGGAUGGGACCAUGAUUCGGAAAAUUGAUCAGAAUGCUGUGAUCACAACCGUGAUUGGCUCAAAUGGCCUGACAUCCACACAGCCAUUGAGCUGUGACUCGGGAAUGGACAUCACUCAGGUACGAUUGGAGUGGCCAACAGAUCUUGCAGUCAAUCCCAUGGACAACUCAUUGUACAUCUUAGAUAACAACAUUGUCUUGCAAAUUUCCGAGAAUAGACGAGUCCGGAUUGUUGCAGGCCGGCCCAUCCACUGUCAGGUACCAGGGAUAGAUCAUUUCUUAGUCAGCAAGGUGGCCAUCCAUUCAACUCUGGAAUCGGCCAGGGCCAUCAGCGUCUCCCACAGUGGAAUCCUCUACAUCGCUGAAACAGACGAGAGGAAAGUGAACCGCAUCCAACAAGUCACAACCAAUGGUGAAAUCUCUCUAGUUGCUGGAGCCCCCACGGACUGUGACUGCAAAAUUGAUCCCAACUGUGACUGUUUUUCAGGUGAUGGUGGCUACGCCAAAGAUGCAAAACUCAAAGCCCCGUCUUCAUUAGCAGUUUCCCCUCAUGGCACUCUCUACGUGGCUGACCUGGGGAAUAUCCGCAUCCGGGCUAUAAGCAAGAACAAAGCUCAUCUGACUGACAUGAACCUUUAUGAGAUUGCCUCUCCAGCUGACCAAGAACUCUAUCAGUUCACCGUCAAUGGGACUCACCUAUACACACUAAACCUGAUCACCAGGGACUACGUAUACAAUUUCACCUACAAUGGUGACGGAGAUUUAGGAGCAAUUAUUAGCAGCAACGGGAACUCUGUUCACAUUCGACGGGAUGCUGGCGGAAUACCUCUGUGGCUAAUGGUGCCUGGUGGUCAGAUGUACUGGCUAACGAUAAGUAGCAAUGGUGUCCUAAAAAGAGUAUCAGCCCAAGGUUAUAACUUGGCCUUGAUGACCUAUCCAGGAAACACCGGCCUUCUGGCAACCAAAAGUAAUGAAAAUGGAUGGACAACCGUUUAUGAGUAUGACCUUGAGGGCCAUCUGACCAAUGCCACGUUUCCUACUGGGGAGGUCAGCAACUUCCACAGUGACCUGGAGAAACUGACCAAAGUGGAGCUGGACACUUCCAACCGAGAAAAUGUCAUCACAGCCACCAACUUUACAGCUACUAGUACCAUAUAUAUUUUAAAACAUGACAAUACCCAGAGCACCUACCGAGUGAGCCCCGAUGGGUCCCUCCGGGUCACUUUUGCGAGCGGCAUGGAGAUCAGUCUCAACACUGAGCCCCACAUUCUCGCUGGGGCAGUCAACCCCACCCUGGGCAAGUGCAACAUUUCCCUGCCUGGAGAACACAAUUCUAACGUCAUUGAGUGGCGGCAGCGGAAGGAGCAAAGCAAAGGCAACAUGUCGGCAUUUGAAAGGAGGCUAAGGGCCCAUAACAGAAACCUGCUCUCCAUAGAUUUUGAUCACAUAACCCGCACAGGAAAAAUCUACGAUGACCAUCGGAAAUUCACCCUCCGAAUUCUUUACGACCAGACUGGUCGCCCAGUUUUGUGGUCUCCCAUCAGCAGAUAUAAUGAAGUGAACAUCACCUACUCACACUCAGGACUAGUAACUUACAUUCAAAGAGGGACAUGGACUGAGAAAAUGGAAUAUGACCAGGGUGGAAAGAUCAUUUCACGAACCUGGGCUGAUGGGAAAAUAUGGAGCUAUACUUACUUAGAGAAGUCUGUGAUGCUCCUUUUACAUAGCCAGCGACGCUAUAUCUUUGAAUAUGACCAGUCGGACUGCCUCCUUUCAGUGACCAUGCCCAGCAUGGUGCGCCACAGCUUACAAACCAUGCUUUCAGUGGGUUAUUAUCGGAAUAUCUACACUCCUCCAGACAGUAGCACUUCUUUUAUCCAGGACUUUACCAAAGACGGAAGACUCCUGCAGACACUUUACCUUGGGACAGGGCGCCGAGUUCUCUACAAGUAUACUAAACAGUCCAGACUGUCUGAGAUUCUCUAUGAUACCACUCAAGUCACAUUUACAUAUGAAGAGUCUUCGGGAGUGAUUAAGACAAUACAUCUGAUGCAUGAUGGAUUUAUUUGUACGAUCAGAUACAGACAAACAGGUCCUCUUAUUGGCCGUCAGAUUUUCAGAUUCAGUGAAGAAGGCCUCGUGAAUGCACGAUUUGACUAUAGUUAUAACAACUUUCGGGUCACCAGCAUGCAAGCUGUAAUAAAUGAAACUCCUCUGCCGAUAGAUCUGUACCGCUAUGUUGACGUUUCUGGGAGGACAGAGCAGUUUGGAAAAUUCAGUGUAAUCAAUUAUGAUUUAAACCAAGUCAUCACCACUACAGUCAUGAAACACACCAAGAUCUUCAGUGCCAAUGGACAAGUGAUUGAAGUGCAGUAUGAAAUCCUGAAGGCAAUUGCCUAUUGGAUGACCAUUCAAUAUGAUAAUAUGGGCCGCAUGGUAAUAUGUGAUAUAAGAGUAGGAGUGGAAGCCAAUAUAACAAGAUACUUUUAUGAAUAUGAUGCUGACGGUCAGCUUCAAACUGUCUCUGUGAAUGAUAAAACCCAGUGGCGUUACAGUUAUGACCUGAAUGGGAACAUCAACCUCUUAAGCCAUGGGAAUAGUGCUCGCCUGACACCUCUCAGAUAUGACCUCAGAGACCGCAUCACUAGGCUAGGAGAAAUUCAGUAUAAGAUGGAUGAAGAUGGCUUUCUGCGACAGAGAGGAAAUGAUGUAUUUGACUAUAAUUCCAAUGGCCUACUACACAAAGCCUACAAUAAGGCUUCUGGCUGGACUGUGCAAUACUACUACGAUGGGCUUGGGCGACGUGUCGCCAGUAAAUCCAGCCUAGGACAGCACCUCCAGUUCUUUUAUGCAGAUCUUGGCAAUCCCAUUAGAGUUACCCAUCUCUACAAUCACACAAGCUCAGAAAUUACCUCACUGUACUAUGAUCUUCAAGGCCACCUCAUUGCAAUGGAGCUAAGCAGUGGGGAGGAAUACUAUGUAGCAUGUGACAAUACAGGAACCCCACUGGCUGUGUUCAGUAGCCGAGGACAGGUGAUAAAAGAGAUACUGUACACACCCUAUGGUGAUAUCUAUCAAGACACUUAUCCAGACUUUCAAGUAAUCAUUGGUUUUCAUGGUGGACUCUACGAUUCCCUUACAAAAUUAGUCCACCUGGGACAAAGAGAUUAUGACGUUGUUGCCGGACGUUGGACAACACCUAAUCAUCAUAUAUGGAAGCAUCUGAACACUCUUCCUAAACCAUUCAACCUCUACUCAUUUGAAAAUAACUAUCCCGUUGGCAGAAUACAAGAUGUUACUAAAUACACCACAGAUAUUGGAAGUUGGUUGGAGCUGUUUGGUUUCCAGUUACACAAUGUGCUGCCUGGAUUUCCAAAACCAGAAAUAGAAAGUGUGGAGUUAACCUACGAGCUUCUGCAGCUGCAAAUAAAAACUCAAGAGUGGGAUCCUGGAAAGACCAUCCUGGGCAUUCAAUGCGAGUUGAAAAAACAGCUUCGAAAUUUCAUUUCCUUGGAUCAACUUCCUAUGGCUCCCAGAUACAGUGAUAGAAGGUGUCUGGAAGGAGGAAAACAUCCCAGGUUUGCCGCUAUCCCAUCUGUAUUUGGAAAAGGUAUAAAGUUUGCCAUCAAAGAUGGCAUAGUGACUGCUGACAUUAUAGGAGUGGCCAAUGAAGACAGCCGCCGACUUGCCGCCAUCCUCAAUGGUGCUCAUUACCUGGAAAACCUGCACUUCACCAUUGACGGACGGGAUACUCACUACUUCAUUAAACUUGGAUCUCUGGAGGAAGACUUGGCUCUCAUAGGUAACACAGGAGGGAGGCGGAUUUUAGAGAACGGUGUCAAUGUUACCGUGUCCCAGAUGACUUCUGUGAUGAAUGGAAGGACAAGACGCUUUGCAGAUAUACAGCUCCAACAUGGUACUCUGUGCUUUAACAUUAGGUAUGGAACAACUGUAGAAGAGGAGAAGAACCACGUGUUAGAAAUUGCCAGACAGCGAGCUGUUGCUCAGGCCUGGACUAAGGAACAGAGGAGGUUGCAAGAAGGGGAGGAGGGGAUUAGGGCAUGGACAGAGGGAGAGAAGCAACAGCUUUUGAGCACCGGGAGGGUACAAGGCUAUGAUGGUUAUUUUGUCUUGUCUGUUGAGCAGUAUCUAGAACUUUCUGACAGUGCCAACAAUAUUCACUUUAUGAGACAGAGCGAAAUAGGCAGGAGGUAACAAAAGAAAUCUCUGCCUUUGCGUCACCAAAGACUGCCUGUUUUUAAAACAUAAAAUGGUUUAUUGUAUUGGUUUUCUAGAUCAGAACUCUGUAUGUGUAAAUAUGGAGG
This is a messenger RNA of Trichosurus vulpecula (common brushtail), 8090 nucleotides long. RefSeq names its product teneurin transmembrane protein 1 (gene TENM1). Gene Ontology annotation, cellular component: membrane; neuron projection. The transcript is spliced from 32 exons. Gene Ontology annotation, molecular function: cell adhesion molecule binding; protein homodimerization activity; protein heterodimerization activity. The coding region runs from base 1 to 7980 and encodes 2659 amino acids. The record is from RefSeq and is a predicted model, not a curated record. Gene Ontology annotation, biological process: heterophilic cell-cell adhesion; signal transduction; neuron development. NCBI's taxonomy places the organism in Eukaryota, Metazoa, Chordata, Mammalia, Diprotodontia, Phalangeridae.